AGUUAAUGAUUCACUUUUUUAUGUAUCCUCACUUUAAAUUCUAGAUCCGCCACUGUCCCCAACACCCGAAAAUAUCAUUAGUACACCUACUAGUCCUCUCUCACUUUUCUUCUACAUAAAAAGAAAAAAAUAAGUUAAAAGUAAAGAAGAAACUAACUCAUCAUAUCCAAACUUCUAAAACCCAUCACACAAACCUUUUCCUUUUCCUUUUUCAUUUUCUUUCUCUUUCUCUCUAAACCCUCCAUUUUCCAUCCAUCCAAACAACACAAAAGAAAAUGUUAGAUCCAGCCAAUAAUGAUUUACUCCCACCACCUUCUUCCCCAACCAAUUCCUCCAUCUCCUCCUCCGAUCUCGACACAGAGUCUACAGGUUCGUUCUUCCACGAUCGAAGUACAACUCUCGGAACCCUAAUGGGAGUCAGUUUUCCAGCCAUUACAUUCCGAGCUCCCUCCCAACGCCACCGCGAAACUCCUUUAUCAACUUCCGCCAUUAACGGAGCAAGAACGAUGAGUGGAUCUCGAAGAAGGUCUAACAAAUCCAAUGCCACGUCAUCAUCAUCGGUUGCGGAGAGACGAAGGCGGUGGUGGAGUCUUUGCAGAGAUGAGAACGAUGCGAAACCCACGGCUUCGUUGGGAGAUUUUUUGGAGAAUGAAAGGAGAUUUGGUGACGGAGCUUUUUACGGUGCGACGGCUGAGCUUGAAGGUGUUGUUGUGGUUAAUGAUGAUGAUGAUGAUCGGAGGAGAAAUGGACGGUUGUUGUUUGCUGAUGGGAGGGUUCUUCCACCGGCUCAGACGGAGAUGGAGAUUUCUUCGUCUUCUCCGUCGUCGUCUACGGCGGCGACUGGUUUUGUUUGUGGUAGAUUUCCGGCUUCUCUUACUGGGAUCUGCUGUAGUGGCGGUGCAGGAUAACAUAUGCUGUGUCUCACUUUCUUUUUUUUUUUUUAAAUUUAAUUUUUGCUUUUUUUGGAAACAUAAAAAAAAGAAAAAAAAGAAAUUGGAUUUUGUUUUGUUUGAUUCAUUAUUCUCUUUUUUGAUGAUUAAUUAAA
Cannabis sativa is the source of this 1045-nucleotide messenger RNA. RefSeq lists its product as uncharacterized. NCBI's taxonomy places the organism in Eukaryota, Viridiplantae, Streptophyta, Magnoliopsida, Rosales, Cannabaceae. The transcript is spliced from 2 exons. Bases 276 to 908 code for a protein of 210 amino acids. The record is from RefSeq and is a predicted model, not a curated record.